Messenger RNA from Penaeus vannamei (Pacific white shrimp), 1489 nucleotides. NCBI's taxonomy places the organism in Eukaryota, Metazoa, Arthropoda, Malacostraca, Decapoda, Penaeidae. The record is from RefSeq and is a predicted model, not a curated record.
GCGUCUGCCAGCCCAGCAGCUCAGUAUCGCCACGAAAAUACACACACAGCCACACGGCGUCGCACCAGCACACCAAGCCCGCGCUAAUACGGCUGCGGCUCCUCUUUUUGGGUCGCUUUCAGUGCCGUGUUCUGUGGGGAUCUGUGGCCGAUUUUUUCCCCUCUCUCUCUCUCGGUGGGGGAAUGACCAGCCAGGUCGGAGGAGGGAUUGUCUAAGGGGUCGCAGCCCAUGUGAAGGUGAUGCGAGAUGGAAGGGCGAGAUGACGAAGGUUCGGACAAUAUUUCUCGCGAGGGAGCAUGACAACCACUACCAGGAGAGCAUCCCUGUGGCAAGUCCUGGCCGACGCGACCGAAAAGGCUGGUCUUGGUGACCGAAGGUGUCGACUGGUGCAAUUGUAGACUGUGACAUGUAAACGGGACGAGUUCUAGAACCCCAAGUAAUCCGACACUGUUGUCAAUCAAUAACACGAGUAAAUAAUCAACAAGAAAGUGACACUAUUUUUUAAAGAGAGAAAAUAAGGUUGCUUGUAGAUACGUGGUGCACAAUGUAACUCAAACACAGGAAUAAACCCGAGGGAGCCUAUCUUUCUUUUGCUCUAUGUGUUCCGCGACACCCAGCUGCAUCUCCAGCCAUGUGUGAAGUGAAUCAGGUGCAUUUGUGUAGUAAGAGUGGCCGUAAUAGUAUUAGCAGUAGUAGUACACUCCAAAGAUCCUCUCACAGACCGCCAGAAAUCAAUCCUGGCGCGGGGAGGAAGGGCGCCCAGCAGCGGCGAGUGUGGAGGAGGAGAGGCAGCCCUUCGCCCCGGAGCGCCGUCUCGCCCGGCGGGUACAUGUUCUGGCUCAGCCUCCUGGUGGUGAGCUCCAGCAGCAGCUCGCGGCUCGUGUCCUCCACUGCCAUUAUAGAUUCACGUUCCCUAGGGAUGAUGUGUGACUUCGAGGAGGAAGGCAACUGCGUGUGGGACUGGCAGGCGGACGUCCCCGGCGCCGUCUCCUUCGAGCGGGUGUCCGGCCAACAGAUCACCGACAGGGUCAAGGAGUCGCCGGGGAACUACACCGGGCCUGACGAAGACGCCGACGGGAACAGAGAUGGCCACUUCCUGUACCUGGGCCUCCCCGUGGGGUCGGCCAGCACCAACAACACGUGGCAGGUCAAGUCCAGGUGGUUGGAGGCCAGCGGGAAGAACUGCCGCGUGGAGGCCUUCUUCAACGUGUGGUCCUUGGACGACGCUGCGACUUCCUUCAAGAUUCUGGUGGAGAACAGCAACUACACGAGCAUCACUUCGGGCGUGGACAUCGGCCGAGCGAACGAGACGGGAAAAAUUAGAAUGAACUCAAAUUUAGAAACGUUUGGUUACAUGACAAUUCGGGUGAGGAACAAGGGAUACUUUAUGUACUGCGAACACAGUUAUGAACACAGUUCACAUAAACUGGAUUUGUUUUUACAACCCAAAACUUUGUGGUUAGGAGACAGAAUUGCUGCAAAAACAUAG